Messenger RNA from Lactuca sativa (garden lettuce), 4740 nucleotides. Its product is annotated as ABC transporter G family member 35. The record is from RefSeq and is a predicted model, not a curated record. NCBI's taxonomy places the organism in Eukaryota, Viridiplantae, Streptophyta, Magnoliopsida, Asterales, Asteraceae. Gene Ontology annotation, molecular function: ATP hydrolysis activity; ABC-type transporter activity; ATP binding. Gene Ontology annotation, cellular component: membrane.
ACGUAAGGGGUUUCACAAACUCCAGUCAAAAAUGGCGGAAGAGUGGAACUCGAGUUUUCGCCGGAGUGUGGCGAGAAGCAUAGGCAGAAGUUUUAGCAGCGCUGCCGGGAGUUUGCGGAUGGAAGAUGCGUUUUCCGGCGUUGGAGGUGGUAGUCACGACGGAAGGAGCAGUCGUCAUUCCAUGGAAGACGAAGAGGCCUUGCGAUGGGCUGCUUUGGAGAAACUACCAACUUACAGUCGACUACGAACCACCAUCUUCAAGUCAUAUAUUCCAGAAGAUCAACAGGAACUGCAAUCUGAUCAGAUGUUGAUGGAUGUACGAGAGCUCGAUCCAGUUGCUCGACAGAAUUUCAUCAACAAGAUUUUUAUGCUUCCUGAAGAAGAUAACGAAAGGUUCUUGAGGAAGUUCAGGGAUCGAGUUCACAAGGUAGGAAUCUCCCUUCCAACAGUAGAAGUUCGAUUUCAAAAUUUGUCAAUAGAAGCUGAUUGCCAUGUCGGAGAUAGAGCACUUCCAACUCUCACAAAUGCUGCUAGAAAUAUCGUUGAAACCCUUAUCGCUACUAUUGGGAUCAAUUUCUCUGAGAAAGCUAAACUGCGCAUUCUUAAAAAUGUCUCCGGAGUUAUCAAACCAUCAAGGAUGGCACUUGUGUUGGGUCCACCAUCAUCGGGUAAGACAACGCUUUUGUUAGCUCUAGCAGGAAGACUCGAUAAAAACCUAAAAGUUGAUGGAGAGAUAACUUACAAUGGACAUAAGCUCAAUGAAUUUGAACCACGAAGAACAGCAGCUUACAUUAGCCAAAACGAUAUUCAUGCUGGAGAAAUGACUGUGAAAGAAACAUUAGAUUUCUCAGCAAGAUGCCAAGGAGUUGGAUCUCGUUUAGAAAUGCUAACGGAGCUUGCAAGAAGAGAAAAGGAAGCAGGUAUCAUCCCAGAAGCAGAAGUCGACCUUUUCAUGAAGGCAACCGCUAUUGAAGGAGAUGAGAGCAGUUUGAUUACUUAUUACACUUUAAGAGUAAGUAUUAUUACUCUUUAUUAUCUAAAUCUUUCCACACCCCAAUCAAAUAGGAGAAACACUAACACUAACAAUAUUCAUAUGUUUCUAAAACCAAAUCAGAUAUUGGGCCUAGAUAUAUGUCGUGACACGUUUGUUGGAGAUCAAAUGAGACGAGGUAUCUCCGGAGGACAAAAGAAGCGUGUAACCACAGGUGAGAUGCUUGUGGGACCCGCAAAAACUCUGUUUAUGGACGAGAUAUCAACAGGUCUAGACAGUUCCACUACAUUUCAAAUAGUCAAGUGCUUGCAACAAAUUGUACACCUCACCGAAUCAACAAUCUUAAUGUCCCUACUACAACCUGCCCCUGAGACAUUCGAUCUAUUCGAUGACAUCAUCCUUCUAUCCGAGGGCCAGAUCGUGUAUCAGGGCCCACGAGAAAAUGUUCUAGAAUUCUUCGAGAGUUGUGGAUUUGUAUGUCCAGAAAGAAAGGGUACUGCUGACUUCUUACAAGAGGUGACAUCUAAAAAGGAUCAAGAACAAUAUUGGGUGAACAAAAACAUACCAUAUAAAUACAUAUCAGUGAAUGGAUUUGUUGAGAGAUUCAAAAGCUUCCACGUGGGAGAGAAGUUGAAAAAUGAGUUGUCAAUUCCAUACGACAAAAACGAAAGCCAUAAAGCUGCUUUAGUCUUCCAAAAAUACUUAGUCCCCAAAAUGGAGCUCCUUAAAGCCUCAUGGGAUAAAGAGUGGCUACUAAUGAAAAGAAACGCUUUUGUUUUUGUUUUCAAAUCCAUACAAAUCGUGUUUAUAGCAUUCAUCAUCACGACUUUGUAUCUUAGGCCCACAAUGAACCACAGAAACGAACAAGAUGGUGUUAUCUAUAUAGGGGCACUUUUGAGUAGUUUACUCAUAAACAUGUUUAAUGGGCUUGCUGACCUGUCACUUAUCAUCAUGAGACUUCCAGUUGUUUACAAACAAAGGGACCUCAUGUUCCACCCUUCAUGGUGUUUCACUCUUCCAGCUUUCUUGCUUCGGAUUCCUAUUUCUAUACUUGAGAGUGUUAUGUGGUGUGGGAUUAUUUACUAUGGUAUUGAUCUUGCCCCUGAUGCUAGCAGAUUCUUCAAGCAUCUUUUGUUGGUGUUUUUGAUCCAGAAUGUGGCAGCAGGGUUGUUUAGGUUAAUUGCUGGGGUUUGUAAGACGAUGAAUAUUGCAAACACAGGAGGAUCUGUUGUGCUUUUGCUUAUAUUUCUGUUAGGUGGUUUUAUACUUCCUAAGACUCAGAUUCCAAACUGGUGGGAGUGGGCGUAUUGGCUUUCGCCUUUGUCUUAUGGCUUCAAAGGAUUUGCUAUAAACGAGUUUCUUGAUCCUAGGUGGACAAGCAAAACGAGCUCAGAUGGUUCAACCAACAUGGGGUUUGCAGUACUAAGAACCCUUGACAUCCCAACUAAAGAAAGCACAUACUGGAUUUGUGCUGCUGCUCUUCUUGGUUUCACAUUUCUCUUCAAUAUUCUUUUCACCAUUACUCUCAUGUAUUUAAAAGCCCCUGGAAAGCCACAAGCAAUUAUCUCCAAGGAAGAAGCUGCAGCCAUGGCAGGUCAAGAUACCAACCAAGAACAAACACCACAUCAUGCUGCUAGAAAUCAAGUCAGUUCUAAUGCUAAUGGUGUUGCUAAAAAAGGCAUGGUGCUUCAUUUUACUCCAUACGCCAUGUCAUUUGACAAUGUCAACUACUUUGUUGACAUGCCUGUUGAAAUGAGAGAACAAGGGGUAACAGAAGACAGGUUGCACUUACUUAGUGAUGUAACAGGUGCAUUUAGGCCUGGAGUCUUAACUGCAUUGAUGGGAGUAAGUGGAGCUGGAAAAACUACAUUAAUGGAUGUUUUAGCUGGAAGAAAAACAGGUGGUUAUAUCGAAGGAGAUACAAGAAUAUCAGGAUUCCCAAAAGUACAAGAAACAUUUGCAAGAAUCUCUGGAUAUUGUGAGCAAACUGACAUCCACUCUCCCACAAUCACUGUUCAUGAAUCCUUAAUCUACUCCGCUUUCCUUCGUCUCCCAAAAGAAAUCAGCAAAGAAGACAAAAUGAGUUUUGUACGUGAAGUGAUGGAGUUAGUUGAACUAGACAAUAUCAAGAAUGCAAUGGUGGGACUUCCAGGAGUUAGUGGAUUAUCAACAGAACAAAGAAAGAGGCUAACAAUUGCAGUUGAACUUGUUGCAAAUCCUUCAAUUAUUUUCAUGGAUGAACCAACUUCUGGACUUGAUGCAAGAGCAGCUGCCAUUGUUAUGAGAGCUGUAAGAAACACAGUGGACACAGGAAGAACAGUUGUUUGCACCAUUCAUCAGCCUAGUAUUGAUAUCUUUGAAUCCUUUGAUGAGUUGCUGUUGUUGAAAAGAGGUGGAAAAGUUAUCUAUGCAGGACCCUUAGGCAGACAUUCUCAAAGCAUCAUUGACUACUUUCAGGAAGUUCCUGGGGUUCCAAAAAUCCCUGAAAAAUACAAUCCAGCAACAUGGAUGUUGGAAGUCAGCUCUGCUGCUGCAGAGAUGCGACUUGGCGUUGACUUUGCUGAAAUCUACAGUUCAUCGGCUUUGCAACAGAGGAACAAGGAUUUGGUGAAGGAGUUGAGUGUACCUCCUCCAGGAGCUGUAGAUCUUCACUUUGAAACACAAUAUUCUCAAAAUAUAUGGGGACAAUUCACUUCUUGUUUAUGGAAGAUGUGGUGGAGCUACUGGCGAAAUCCCGAUUAUAACCUUGUUCGAUUCUUCUUCACUUUGCUUUGUGCACUCAUGGUCGGGACUGUAUUCUGGAAAAUCGGCAAAAAAACGUCGAGCAGCACUGAUUUAAAUAGAACAAUUGGAGCCAUGUACGCUGCUGUAUUUUUUGUAGGUGUAAACAAUUCCCAAACAGUGCAGCCGGUUGUUGCAACAGAAAGAACAGUCUUUUAUCGUGAAAGAGCAGCUGGAAUGUACUCCUCAUUACCAUAUGCCAUGGCACAAGUGUUUGUGGAGAUACCAUAUGUAUUCCUUCAAACCACAUAUUACACUCUCAUAGUGUAUGCCAUGGUGUCAUUCGAAUGGACUGCAGCUAAAUUCUUUUGGCUCUUUUUCAUCAACUUCUUCUCGUUCCUUUACUUCACAUACUAUGGAAUGAUGACUGUUUCCAUUACACCAAAUGAGCAAAUCGCAGCCAUAUCCGCAGCUGGUUUCUACCUACUUUUUAAUAUCUUCUCUGGGUUUUAUAUCCCACAACCCAAAAUUCCUGGAUGGUGGGUGUGGUACUACUGGAUCUGCCCCAUGGCAUGGACUGUGUACGGAUGCAUUGUUUCUCAGUAUCAUGAUUCAACUGACACAAUCAUGGUGCCCGGGAUGGAACAGGGCCCACUCCUCACAUCGUAUAUUAAAGACUACUAUGGUUUUGAAUUGGAUUUCAUGGGUCCCGUUGCUGCGGUUUUGAUUGGUUUUUGUGUGUUCUUUGCGUUCCUGUAUGCCACCUUCCUCAGAACUUUGAACUUCCAAAUUAGAUAGAAAGUGCAUUCUUGAGUAUGUGGGAUUUGAAGAGAGUAAGAAAGAUGAACUAAAGCUUGUUUCUUAUGGACAUUAUACUAUUGAAUUUGUAAAUUGUGUUGUAGUUUAUACGGUUGAAUUGUAGCAAACUAUUAUACUUUUUGUGUGAUGCCCUCCUAAAACAGGUUAAUGUCACGGAUGGUAACAAACUAUUAGAUUUGUGAAAUUUAUGAAGAACAUAUUUUAUACCA